AUGAAAGGCUACCUUAAUCUUCCGGAUGCCACCAAGAGCUGUAUCACCGAUGACUGUUUGUUUCGUACGGGGGACAUUGGCCACUUUGACAAGGACGGCUGGUUCUACAUCACAGACCGACUCAAGGAGCUGAUCAAGGUGAAGGGUUUGCAGGUUGCCCCGGCAGAGCUGGAAGCUCUCUUGGUGACCCACAAGAAAAUCGCCGAUGCCGCAGUCAUCGGAGUGACCGACGAGAGACUGGGGGAGGCUCCGAGAGCCUACGUUGUGAAGAACGACUCCAGUCUCCAGGAGAGAGAGGUGGAGGAGUACAUCGCUAGGAGGGUCGCCAAACACAAGCAUCUAGUAGGAGGGGUCCAAUUUGUCGAUGCCAUCCUAAGUCUGCUUCUGGGAAGAUUCUGUGCCGUUUAUUGA
This is a messenger RNA of Geodia barretti, 411 nucleotides long. The record is from the annotation of a GenBank genome assembly. NCBI's taxonomy places the organism in Eukaryota, Metazoa, Porifera, Demospongiae, Tetractinellida, Geodiidae.